Messenger RNA from Oryza brachyantha (malo sina), 799 nucleotides. RefSeq lists its product as uncharacterized. The transcript has a single exon. Lineage: Eukaryota; Viridiplantae; Streptophyta; Magnoliopsida; Poales; Poaceae. The record is from RefSeq and is a predicted model, not a curated record. Bases 152 to 445 code for a protein of 97 amino acids.
GGAGGCACGCCGGCUUAGCUCGCAGCGGUGCAGCAGAAGAACAGUUGCAAACUCGCGUAGGGCUUCGAGAGUUCGAGUACAGUGAGCAAGAAGGUGAUCGAUCGAUCGAUCGAUCUCUGCAAGUGAGGAGGUGAUCGGCCGGAGUCCGGAGAUGGCGUUUCUGCUGGGGCUGGGCGGCGGCAGCGGCAGCCGGAGGAGGGUGGCCGCGAAGGGCGCCGCCGGCGCAGCAAGGGGCCGGCGGUCGUCGGCGGUGGCGGCGGCGCCGAGGCCGGUGAGGCAGCUGUACUGGAAGCUGAGAUCCAGGCUGCGGCCGAAGCGGCACGCCUCCGGCGCGGCGGCGAGGUUCGGGUACGACCUGCAGAGCUACUCCCGGAACUUCGACGACGGCCUCGUCUCCGGCCACCACCACCGCUUCCAGGCUCCCGUCGUGGCUCUAGCUAGCUAGACAAACCAGCAUCUCGAUCGAUCGAUCCGGACAGUGCCCUGCCAUUGCCGGAGACCGGCCGGAGAUCGAGCGCAAUUAAUUAAUUACUCGAUCUGCCGGUCUGGCCUGCAACUGUGCAAGUGGUAUUUUAGUACAAGAAUGUACUGACUGACUGUGUUGUUCAUUGUUCAUACAAUUUGGUGGCUCUUCAGUCUUCAGUUUUUAUUCUGAUUUAGAUCGUAUGAGAAAUCAUCUGGUGAUGAUCGUACUAACGGAGGAAUUAACACUUGUCCAUGUAUAUAUGCUGUGUGGGUUGUAAUCUAUGAAUUGAACUGCGACAUGAAUGUGUGUUUGGUUGCCAAAAGACUGAAACUA